AUGUUAACUAGUCGGUCGGGACUGUUUGUGAUAGACUUGGACGACCCGUUUUCGCCACCGAGAUGGCUUCACCACAGGACUUCGUGGGAGGUGGCAGAUGUGCAAUGGUGUCCUCAUGCGUUCAGACCGUACUCGGUGAUAUCGACGUCGAAUCAGAAGGCGCUGGUAUGGAAUCUGGCCAUGUCGUCGGACUGUGCAGUCGAACAUGUUCUUCAUGGCCAUAAGAGAGCCAUUACUGAUAUCAAUUUUCAUUCUGCAGAGCCUGAUAUAAUCGCCACGUGCUCAGUGGAUAGUAGAGUCAAUGUUUGGGACUUGCGAGACCCGUCAAAGCCUACUACGACAUUUGCUGACUGGAACGUGGGUGCUUCACAGGUGAAAUGGAAUCGUCUGAAUCCUUUUGUUCUUGCUUCCUGUCACGACAGAAACGUUUAUUUAUGGGAUACACGCAAAGGGUCGAUUCCACUGCAUACGAUUCGUGCACAUGACUCGAAGGUCAACUCAAUUGAUUUCAGUAGGACCUGUGAGAGCAAGAUAUUGACAUGCUCGAAUGACCAUACAGUCAAAGGAUGGGAUUAUAAACUGAACGACGAACAGCCCGAUAUCACAAUCAAGACAGAUUUUCCCAUUUGGAGAGCCCGUCAUACGCCGUUUGGCAGUGGAUGUGUUAUUAUGCCUUUAAGAGGAGGUAAUAAUAGUGUAUUCUUAACAAACUUACAGGAUAUGGCUGGAGAACACUAUUUAGAUUCUAGUUUCGAGUUUAAAGGACACACAGAGCCGGUUAAGGAGUUUGUAUGGCGGUCUCGUGGAGGGGAAGGUGAUAUUGAUGACCGUGAGUUCCAACUGGUUACCUGGUCAAAAGACCAUGACUUGAGACUCUGGCCUGUAGAAGACAGAACUCUUGAAUCAGCCAAUUUUAAACGUGGAGCCAAAUUGACUAUGAGAAUAACUAGAAAAGGUGCCAGAUAUGAAACCUAUCAUAACGAGCCAAAUGUACGAAGUCUUCGUACUUAUAACAAGGGCUUGAAUACGACAGGGGGACUUCCGGCUACUCGUACCCCAUUUGGCCUUUCUCCUAGUAGUGCUGGAAAACGAGGUUCGGAGUUUGGUGGCCGUCAACAUGGAUCUCAUCACCAUCACCAACAUCAUCAUCGUCACCACCAUCACCAUCAUCACAAUGCACACAAUCGUAGAACAGGAGCUCCUGUUAAGGACACACGAACAGGGUUCAUGACAAGAGCAACUAAAACUAACUUUUAUAACCAUAACAUUAACAAUAACUCGCAUCUCGACUGGAUUGCUGGUGUUCGUAUGGGUAGAGCUGCAUUUGAUCCUCCAUUUGACACCAGCAUAAGAUCUGAUUACUUUUUGGGCGGCGAUUCAUCCAAUCCAGGUAAUCUCGGCGAAGAAGUUAGUAUAGUAGGACACAAAUUCCCGAAAGUCAGGUUUGAGAAAAUCUCGGUUUCGACUGGCGAGUGUAUUAUCACGCUUAAAGCACCAUGGGGAGAUACCGAAUCGGACCUGGUGUUUGUUAGAAUCCAUGUGCUAUUUCCAGUGGAUUAUCCAUUUUCACCACCAAAAUUUAGAGUGGAAGAAGAUGAUUCAUUUGGAGAGGGGAAGUACGAGUUAAUCAAGGAGGAGGUUGCGAAAAUAGCCGAAUUGCUGGCGUCACACGGAAAAUACUGUUUAGAAUUAUGUCUUAGAUUUCUUCUCGGUGAAAAGGUAUCCCUAGAAGAACUGGAGCGCCAAGAGAUUGAGAAGCAUAUAGAAGACGACACUGGUGAAGUUGGAAUUGCCGGUCGAUUUUCGUUCGGUGAGGAUGGCGAAGAACUUCCUGAUCUCACUAAUGAGUUUAUAGGCUCUUCAAGCGACGACGACCUGGACGACGAGGAUAUCGCCACACAUAGAUUAAUAAUCCACGAAAAAAGCCCUGAAGCAGAUGAUCUGACUUAUAGUGACCGAGAUGGCGGAGUAGAAGGAGGACUCAAAGUGACUCAGCAGAUAUCGGAGACGUCUAAAGUUCUAUUUGAUAGCACACCUGUGCCGAAAGGAUGUGGAGCUGUAUGGUCAAAGAGUGGUGAGUUGGUAUGCUUCUUCAUUGGAAAAUCAGCGAUGAAGUCUACAGUUUCCAGACAGCUAUCAACAAGAUUCCCUGAGAAGGGUCUCAGUCAGAUGCUUAGUUUCCGCGAUGACAGUGGUGAUAGUGACAGUUCAGACAGUUUUGAAAGCGAUUCUGAUUUGUUGGACAACGACGGUGUUUUAGACCAGCAUUACUAUGGCCUACUUGCUACAGGAAAACUAAGAAAUACUCUGCGAUUCAGACAAGCUUCUAGCAAGAUAGACAGCAGUGCACCUGUUUCGAACUCGGGUGGAUCUCAACGUGGAAUUCCUGAAAAGAAAAUGAACGUGGUGAGAAUACUCGAUUUCAAGCAUUUGAUCCCCUCUCGACAAGAUAUGGCUGCCGAGUAUAAGGUAUUAGGUGCACCGCCAGGAGUGCUAGCUAAAUGGAACCGACAAGUAGCCGAAAAGUAUGGAUGUCAUCAGAUUGCUUACUGCUGGUCUCUCAUCGAACUGAUUAUAGGUGCCAACCUUGAAGUGUAUAAACAUGCUCAUACGUUGUCAAAGGCAGGAAAUGUCAGCACUUCAUUAAUGAACCUAUUACCACCGUCAUAUGUUGCAGAUCCAAAGAAAUCACAGAUAGCAUUGCCCAGUGCAGCUACAUCGCUGGCAACCGCUACAAAAUUAUCAACAGAUAUUAACUUUGACUGGGGUCAGCAUCCGUUUCGUCGGCGAUGGCUCGUAGAAGAGCUGUUCCGAUAUUUCGAGUUAGAACAGAACACCCAGAUGCUGGCGCAUAUGUCUUGUAUUUUGUCUGGUAGUAGCACCAUUGAUGACCAUAACAUGGUUUCUUCUGACAGUGCAGCCAGUGGGCUUGUAAUGCCACAUGCUAUUAAGAGCCCAUUCGCUCAUGAUUUGCUAUGGCGAGAGGGGGGACCCGGUUCUGCAACUGCUGGCGGUAGUGGUAGUGGUUAUUUCUCACCAAUAUUCUUUUCCAAUUACCCGAAUUCUAGUCAUGUGGGUGGCCAUUCGCCAACAUCGGUGUCGAGUCUAGUUUCUGCAUCACCUGAGAAGCAUAUCGGAGGGUUCCGCAACUUUGUUAGUAUACCAUCCACACCACACUACCGAUCUCAUGUUCAAUCACGAGACAUGUCGUCUACCAGUUCCAAACAAAUGGUACUACCAAACCACUAUAAUACUAACAGUGGAUACGCUACUGCUAACAACAGCGUCAAGAGUGUUCCAGGAAAGCUAGCACGUUUUGAUAGCGAUAAUGAUUUGCACCUGGGACUCAUGUUUAAUCGAAGCGGGAUUAAUACACAGCUACCGAGCAGAAAUAGUGUUGUUGGAAGUGAGACUAGUAAACCUGAGCCAGCAAGCACCCCGUCAUACUUGCCGUCAGUACGGGUAGAGAUUCUUAAUGAAGAGUUCCUGGAUUUUACCGAGCAGUUUCCUCGUCCUUUUCCUGACCAGUUUUUAACAGCUGGUAACAAACCACCUGCUGUACUACUACCAGCUCCUUCACAACCGCCUCAACUUCUUGAUCCCAACAAAACCGAAAAGUUCAUAGCAUAUCGAGAUCAAUAUGCUACGAUGCUAUACUCCUGGGGUUUACAAGUAGAGAGAUUGGAAAUUCUCAAAUUUAACUAUACGUUGCCAGGAGGUCUCCAAGCAGUUCGAAGACCCUCUAUUUUCGACAAGUUCCACUGUGCAUAUAUUCAAUUCCGAACAAUGCGCCAGUUAGAAGACUUUGAGCUCGUCAACACCACAGAUAUGUCGCUUAACCGUAGCUACGCCCGAACCUGCCAUUACUGUAAACUCAUGAUCAAAACGCGAUUCUUCCAGUGCAUCAACUGCGAGCAUAUCCAGCACGCAGACUGCGGAGUCGAGUGGUUCGUGAGCAAUGGUGAGAAAGAGUGUCCAAGUGGUUGUGGAUGUGCAUGUUUGGAUUAUUUAUAA
Messenger RNA from Sugiyamaella lignohabitans, 4014 nucleotides. RefSeq names its product Mtc5p (gene MTC5). The coding region runs from base 1 to 4014 and encodes 1337 amino acids. Gene Ontology annotation, molecular function: protein binding. The transcript has a single exon. Lineage: Eukaryota; Fungi; Ascomycota; Dipodascomycetes; Dipodascales; Trichomonascaceae. The record is from RefSeq and is a predicted model, not a curated record.